Messenger RNA from Nezara viridula (southern green stink bug), 291 nucleotides. The record is from the annotation of a GenBank genome assembly. NCBI's taxonomy places the organism in Eukaryota, Metazoa, Arthropoda, Insecta, Hemiptera, Pentatomidae.
AUGGAAGGGAUCGUAGGUCAUAAAUUAAUAGCGCUUUGGAAGGUUUGUGACAAAUCAGGUGCGGAAGGGCUGUCAAUGGGAGAUCUAUACUGCCCUUCCAUCACCUCCAUCCGGUCGUCGUUUCCUUUACAUCGGCUCCGCCUUCCGAAGAGGGUCACAGUCACCGAGGUAAAGGAACUGUGUCGUUAUAUGGAUCAAGGAACUGUGUCGUUAUAUGGAUCAAGAAACUGUUGUAUCAUAAUAUGGAUCAAGGAACUGUACCGUUACAUGGAUCAGGAGAAAGUUUGCUGA